AUGUCCUCGUUCGGAGGCGAGAUCAGCGGGACGUGCUGGCGACGAAGGCGAUCGCGGGCGCUGACGGGUGGACCGACCAUCGCCUCGUCAUCUCGAAGAUGCGUAUUCGCCUACAGCCUCGCAGGAGACCACAAGGUAAGCGACCCCCAGGUAAGCUGAAUGCUGCUUUGUUGUCUUUGCCUGCUCACCGUCUCCAUUUCAGCAAUGAGCUAGCUCAACGGCUAGACAACCUUCCUAUCGCUGCCGCCGCCGCUGCCGAGAACGCCUCCGUGGAGAACCGCUGGUGUCUACUGCGGGACAUAGUCUAGUCGACGGCGGUCGCCGUCCUCGGUCGUGCUCCCCGCCAACACCAGGACUGGUUCGACGACAACGACGCUGCCAUCAGCAAUCUGCUUGCCGAGAAGAACCGCCUACACAAAGCCUACGUAGAUCACCCCACUGAGGACAACAAAGCUGCCUUCUACAGCAGUCGCCGACAGCUCCAGCAACGACUGCGCGAGAUGCAGGACGCCUGGGCUGCUCGCAAAGCUGAGGAGAUCCAAGGCUACGCGGACCGCAACGAAUGGAAGAACUUCUUCUCCGCAAUCAAAGCUGUCUACGGUCCGCCGACGAAGGGCACUGCUCCUCUCCUCAGCGCCGACGGCAGCACUCUCCUGACUGAGAAGACGCAAAUCCUGCAGCGAUGGGCCGAGCACUUUCGAGGCGUCCUCAACCGACCUUCCGUCAUCUCCGACGCCGCCAUCGCCCGCUUGCCGCAAGUAGAGACCAACGUGGACCUCGACCUCCCGCCAUCUCUCCAGGAAACGAUCAGGGCCGUGCAGCAGCUCUCCAGCGGGAAAGCACCCGGAUCGGACGCAAUCCCUGCUGAGGUCUACAAGCACGGAGGACCCCAACUCAUGGAUCACCUGACUGCGCUCUUCCAGGAGAUGUGGCGUCAAGGUGAAGUCCCGCAAGAUUUCAAGGACGCAACUAUCGUGCACCUUUACAAGCGCAAAGGGAAUCGCCAAGUCUGCGACAAUCACCGCGGCAUCUCCCUACUGAACAUCGGCGGGAAGAUCUUCGCUCGCAUCCUGCUCAAUCGCCUCAACAACCAUCUGGAACAGGGCCUUCUGCCGGAAAGCCAAUGCGGCUUCCGUCGUCAUCGUGGGACCACGGAUAUGAUCUUCGCAGCCCGCCAACUUCAGGAGAAGUGCCAGGAGAUGCGGACCCACCUCUACUCUACCUUCGUGGACCUGACGAAAGCCUUCGACACGGUGAAUCGUGAAGGACUGGGGAAGAUCAUGCAGAAACUCGGCUGUCCGGAGCGAUUCACUCAGAUGGUGCGUCAGCUGCACGACGGUAUGAUGGCGCGAGUCACGGACAACGGAGCUGUCUCAGAGCAUUCGCAGUGA
This is a messenger RNA of Spirometra erinaceieuropaei, 1391 nucleotides long. Lineage: Eukaryota; Metazoa; Platyhelminthes; Cestoda; Diphyllobothriidea; Diphyllobothriidae. The record is from the annotation of a GenBank genome assembly.